AUCUAUCAGAGUGAUGAACGAUCUCCCACGGGAGUGAUUAUCAGUCCUAAGCCAUCACAACUCAAACAAUUUAGCAGACUCAACAAGCUCUCUCUGGUGCUAUUUCCUGCGCGUGUCGUCAUUUGUUCGGCUCGUCAUAAUAUAAAUGACUGGCGCACACGACCAACCAUUCGAACCAAGACCUCCCGUGCUCACCUGAUAAGCACCCUCAUCACAGCCCAAGACAUGAAGGUCGAAGUCGCAGUCUUUUCCGCGUUAGUUCUAGUUGCGAAUUUAGCCAUCGAGGCGGAAAGCUGGAUGUGCUCGCCGUACAAUUGCCCAAGAAGGCGCAGUAAGAUCGCAGGGGUGACUAGAGAACCCUCCCGCACGGACUAUCGUCUGACCGCGUGUCCUGAUGGGAAGGGACUUUGCCUUCGUCGAUUUAGAGACAUCUUUCGAGAUGACGACAGCUCCGAGAAGAUUGAUGGUACCAGUCUGCAAACUCGUGCCCAGCCCUCCGCUACCGACGCAUUGACGCGUCGAAUCGAGGCUCUACGCAUGGACAAAGACGCCAUGAGAGAAAUCCAGACGCGCCUGCGCAUAAAAUCAGCCGCUGAUCAAAUUGGGGAGUAACGCACCGGAGAUUAUAGACGACUUGAUUUUCGCUGGAUAUUAAUAUGAUAUAUUUUUUAGCUAAAUGCUAUGUUAUUUAAGCAAAAAAAAAUAGUAUUUAAAAGCGUUUGUAUCAAGGAUUUUAGUGUGAGAUAUGUAGCAGUAAUAAACACUUUUGUAUGUACUUGA
This is a messenger RNA of Nematostella vectensis (starlet sea anemone), 780 nucleotides long. RefSeq lists its product as uncharacterized. The record is from RefSeq and is a predicted model, not a curated record. NCBI's taxonomy places the organism in Eukaryota, Metazoa, Cnidaria, Anthozoa, Actiniaria, Edwardsiidae. Bases 226 to 612 code for a protein of 128 amino acids. The transcript has 2 exons.